AUGAAGCUUUCCUAUGAAAAUUAUAUGAAUUUGUUAUUUCAUCUAGACCAUGGACAAGAGACUGUUCCGCCUGAUAUCGCAAGAAGGAUUGUUUCCAAUGCUGUCUCACCUGUAAUUACAGUUUCAUCCACACCAGAAUUGGAUAGACACAUUCGUGAUACGUACCAUUUAGAUUCACUUUACAUGUUUUUAAGGUUUUUCGGUGAUUGUGUAUCUGAUAGAGACCAAGCUAAUGAAUACCAACCUUUACGCUCUAAAGAAGAGCCUGAACUAGUUGCUGAACCACCAUCAAAGGCAGAUAAUCUAAUAGAGAAUAGUAGAAAAAGCUCUUUAAAGGUACCUUCCACUUCCAGCGACACUAAGAACACUACCACAAGCACUAGUGGUACCACUGGUGGUACUAGAAAAAGGUCAAACAGCCUUUUUCAAAGGGAUCAAACGCAAUCGCAGUAUGUGAGGUUUACAAGACCGAUAGAUGAUUUGAUAGAGUCCAGUGAUUCAAACGAUAUGCUAUUUGAUUACCAUUCCUUAGAGGUUUUUCUUGAGAACACUCUGCGACUUGUGGAGGAAUAUACUGAUGACAAUACUCCAUUUGAGCUAUUAAAAAAAUCUCUAUAUCACAAGUUUUUCUCGUUGGCAAUUUCCUCUACCACUUAUCUUUCACCCUACGAGACGUUUAACCAUCCAGUAGUGUCAUUAAUUGCAAUUGAUAUAAGUGCAGGACAAGGUUAUGAAGAGGCUAGGGAUUUGCUGAUAAAGUUCAAAAAUUUAAAUCAUACCGUUGAAAAUUUCCCCAUUUUUAUGAGUACAGGCGAUAUUUUACCAGUUUUCUUAUUAUGUUAUAAUGACGAAUCGGAAGAUGAACAAAAUGCGUGCCAACAGUUGGCCAAUCAACUAAAAAAACAAUUAUUUGUGGAAAGCCUUCUACUGCCACUAUGGAAGAGAAGUUAUUCAGAUCAUGGAGAAGUAGAAUUACACCAACCAAUAAUGUCAUCACUAGAGGAAAUGCUAUAUUUUUUACAGAGCCCCACACCAACAAGACUGCCGUUGCAGUUGAUUAAUGUUACUUAUAAUAUUUUGGAAAAAUUGGUUAAAGAUCUUAUGGUUCCUUUCAUGAAAAGGAAAAUAUCAUUUUGGGAAGAAACCAUUUUACAACCAAGGAAAUCGUUAUUUCAUGGAGCCAAUUUUUUCAAGAAAUUGAUGUCUAAAAACUCCAAUGGUUCCAAUAAUCAUCAACCUAUAUCCUUAGGGAAGGAUAAAAAUGGAAAUGAAUAUUUUGUUGCUUCGUCUACCGAGUUUUUAAUGAGAAAAUUGGCAGAUUGGUCCAUGAUGUUAUCAGAUUUUAAGACAGCAUAUUCAACUUAUGAAUCGUUAGUACACGAUCUGGAAAAUUUCCCGAAAUAUUUAGCGUCAUGUUUCGAAUGGUGUGCAGUAUCGGUCCUAAUGGGUGCUCAGAAUAUUGUUACUGUAAAGAUGAUAAAAAAUGAUAUCGAUCCCUUAAUUCAACGGGCUUUAGAGACCUAUGAAAAUUGUGCUGCUGAUGAAGAUUCGACCGGGGAAGAACUUUAUGUUCCUGUACGUUCAUAUGAAACUAGAUGUAUGUUCUUAGCAUCAGAACUUUUCCUGUCAUUAAGUGAUACUUGGACCUCAACACCAUAUGCCCUAAAUAGCUUAGAAACAAUCUUAACUGAAUGUAGGUUGGGUCCUUGUUCGGAAAUUAUGAUUUGGGAAAGGUUAAGCGACUGCUAUUACCAACGUAUCGAUCCAAGAAUCCGCCAUAAAACCAGCGCACAGGGAGCCAAGGCAAUGACAGAUGAACUUGCACCAGAUGAGGAAUCUAAUGAAGAAAUAGUGACUCGAGGAUUAACUCGUAAACGUAAGGCCGCGUUUUUUAGAUUAAUUGCCGCUAACAAGUGGGUGGAACAAAAGCAAUGGAAACAGGCUUUCUGGUGCUUGAAAGAAAUUGAAGAAGCUUAUGCAGGAUUAGAUUUUGUGAAUCGGGAAGAUCUGAUCUUGGCAAGACUAAAGCGACAAAUGAACGAAGCGCAAAAUAAUGUCGACGAAUCCUCGAAUCAAACGGUUGAAUCUGGAGCAGCUUAA
Messenger RNA from Zygosaccharomyces rouxii, 2100 nucleotides. RefSeq names its product Trs85p (gene TRS85). The transcript has a single exon. Gene Ontology annotation, biological process: endoplasmic reticulum to Golgi vesicle-mediated transport; protein localization to phagophore assembly site. Bases 1 to 2100 code for a protein of 699 amino acids. Lineage: Eukaryota; Fungi; Ascomycota; Saccharomycetes; Saccharomycetales; Saccharomycetaceae. The record is from RefSeq and is a predicted model, not a curated record. Gene Ontology annotation, cellular component: cytoplasmic vesicle; TRAPPIII protein complex; phagophore assembly site.